GGGAUCAGUACGAGAAUGCCAGGCGGAACAGACGGUGACUGCUGGUACCUGUUUCACUGAGCAAAAACACGGAGAAUUGUAAGCAGUGAGCACAGAGUUCAGGUCCUGAUGUCUUCAGGAGGAGUUGGUUCUAGCACCUGGUUCGACAGGGUGCGGGAGAUCCCACACUAUGACCAGGUACCUUUGGGUUCUUUACGGCGUGAACCAGAUUUCCCUGUGCCCCCGGCGCCCUUGUAUGGAACAGUGCCAGCCAUCAGUUUGGACCCCCUUCCCCCGCCCCCAUUACCUGAACAGCCACCCGUUGGGCUGUUGAUGGCUGAUGAUGGGCCAAUGGAGGGUGACUGUGAAGCCAUGGAUAUUAAGCCGGUCCACCGCUUCAUUCCUGACUCUGUCAAGAAUUUCUUCCGUCGCAAUAGCAGUAAUCGUGCCAGCAAUAGCCACACUACAACGGGAGUUCCCUGCUCACCCCCACACUCUGCUCCUCCAUCUCCGUCCCUUCUCGGCUCCUAUCGAGAUCCCUAUGGCGGCUCUGGGGGUAGUUACACCUCUCAGAAGGAGCGUGACGCGCUUCUCCUGGGUGCUGAAGCCCUCGACUCUGCAUCCGCAGUCCCCACCAAUCUCUCAUCCCUGACUUAUGCGGAACAGGUGCAGGAGUACCACCAGCGCUACAGCUACAUGAAGUCCUGGGCUGGCCUGCUGAGGAUCCUGGGCUGUGCGGAGCUACUUCUUGGAGCUGCUGUGUUUGCUUGUGUCUGUGCUUAUGUUCAUAAGGACAACGAGUGGUUCAAUAUGUUUGGAUACUCCCAGCCACAACUGUUUGGGGGGCUUGGUGGAGGUGCCUCUGCAUAUGGAUAUGGUUACUACACGGGCCCCAAGACUCCUUUUGUUCUGGUGGUGGCUGGCCUUGCAUGGAUAGUGACCGUUAUUUUGGUCAUCCUUGGAAUGACCAUGUACUACAGAGAAAUACUUCUAAACUCUAAUUGGUGGCCACUCACAGAAUGUUCCAUCAACGUGGCCUUGGCAGCGCUUUACUUAGCAGCAGGGGUAGUGUAUGUGAGGGACACCGUUCGAGGGGGACUGUGCUACCUACCUGUCUUCAAUAAUGGAGUAAAUGGGGCAUUCUGUCGCACUGAGGCUGGCCAGACAGCAGCCAUUGUUUUCCUUUUCAUCAACAUGGUACUCUACUUGAUCGGUGCAGGAGUGUGUCUGAAGCUGUGGAGGCAUGAAGCAGCCAGGAUGAGGAGGGAGGCGCUGGAACAGGAGGUGAAAACUAAUGGAUCAACAAUCCCACUGUCUAUGCUUGGUCCAGGCUCUAGGGCCUCAGAGCAGACUCCUCUUCCCACCAUCCAGCCGGACCUCAUGGAUGCCCCAAACAACUCUGUAGCUGCUCCACUGAAGAUGCUGGAGCCAGAGAUCCUCCGAGGUCACAUACCAGCAGGACACAUCCCCAAACCUGUUGUUAUAGCUGACUAUGUGGCGAAGUACCCCAGCAUUCGUUCAGAGGAGGAGAGGGACAGGUACAAGGCUGUGUUCAAUGACCAGUACGCUGAAUACAAGGAGCUGCACGCUGAGGUUCAAGCAAUGGCCAAGAAAUUUCAAGAGAUGGAUGAGAUGAUACAGAACCUCCCCUCUCGCCCUUCCAGCCAAAUGGAGCAGGAGCGGAUCGAUAGCAUUUUAAUGGAAUAUCAGAGGAAGAAAAUGGACCCAACAUAUUUGGAAAAAAGAGAGAGAUGUGAGUACCUCAAGAACAAGCUGUCUCAUAUCAAGCAGAAGAUUCAGGAGUAUGACAAGGAUAGCAACUAAACACUGCACCUGAACACCAGCACACCUGGAAUCCCAUAUGCAGUUUGCAUCUACGUACAGUACACGGUCAUACUCGCUUGCAGAGAGAACAUAGUACUGGGACUGAGGGGAGAAGGGAACAGGAGUAUGUCCCCCCCGUCACUGUUGGUGUACAUAUCAUUGUUGGUUUUAGACACACUGUUAUCACAUCAGAACAAGUGCCCGUGCCAUCAUGGCAGUUGUUUUCAUGACAGACCUAUAUAAAUAAUUCUGAUAGGCAGAAACAUCAUCCAUAAGUGGGAUCUGAAAAGAUGGACAGAAUGCAGAAAGCUGUAAUGGACCAGGUGUAACCUAAAUAAGUGAUUAUAUGUAUGUACAGUGACCAUACCCUGAUGCAUAUGACAUUUUGAAGGAUCAUUUGGGAAAAUAAGCUUUUUUUCCAUUUCACCCAGAGAUGAGAAAAUUAUGAAUUUAAUCCAUGCAUGUCUAGUCUGGUAUUUAGACUAGUUUAGCAACAAAGACUUGAAACUGCUAGACUAACGUCAUCACAAGCAACCCAUGCCCAUUUGUGUAUGUUGCUAUGGAUACUUGUAUAAAACUCAUUAGAUACUUGUUUUUUUCCCUAUGAAGUAAAUUAUAAUUAUACAAGAUUUGAAAUGAUCUUUUCAUCUGAGUAUGGGCAAGAUGACAAUCAGUUUUAAAGGAAACAUCACACAUUAAGUGUAAAUGGGGUCUUAAGACUGGCUAGCUAGACACUGAAGACAAUUCAGUGAAGAUUAUGUAAAUAAUGCUGACUCAGAGUUUGCUAGAUAGGAUAUACUUAUGUACUAUACAGUAUGUGCAGAUGUGUCAUACUGUGAAGGUUUAGGUACUUGCCAUAAUGCUUUCUGUAUGCUGUUGUUGGUUUUUAUACUGAAUUUCUUCUCCCCAUUAGUAUUUUCUUGAACUGUGAAGCAUAAUGUGAAGAUUUACUAAAUGCUCUACAUAGUAGACUGGGUGAACUGUCUCUCAAGCUGUCACUGAAAUCACAAUGUAAUAUAACAGAUGACUUUUUAAAUUAACUAUAAUCACUUUUUUGUAAACUCCUUUUUUACAGUACAUUAAUAUGUUUGAUUGGUUAUGUGUUCAUGUAUAUUAUUGUUUUGUAUCAUAGCCACAGUGUCCUAAUCCUCCAUGCCAAUUAUGCACCUUUUUAUACGCUUGUAUUUUGUUUUUUUUUAUUUCAGCCAAUGCACUAUUUGUAUGACUUCUGUUAUAUCUGCAAUUCACUGUUUCAGUCCAGCAGCUGCCUAAGCACAGUUUGUAGGGCAGUGGUAAUGCAUAAGAACAGCUCAGGAAAUUAAGGCUAGUAUAAAAACAGUAAACUCAAAACAAUAUUACAUGUUCCCAGUUUAUAUUUUUAUUUGUUGUAAGUCAUGUUGAGUUGAUGAGUUCCUGAUUUAUACUAAGUAGGUUAUAUACAGUGGUGAGAAAAAUACUAAGCCAUUUGGAAUUAGCUGCAUUUAUUUGUAAAUUUCUGUUUGUUUUUUUAAAGGGGGGUAUUCCAGAAAGCUGGUUUAGUGUUAACUGAGUACAGGGUUGGACUCCCUUUUGUCUUCAUAGCAUAGAUCCAACAAGGUGCUGGAAAAAUUGGCAUUUAAAUGAUGGUCAGCUGGUGCCAAGGAGCCCAAAGUGUACCAAGAAAAUAUCCCCCACACCAUUACACCACCGCCGCCGCCAUCCUGAACCGUUAAUACAAGGCAGGAUGGAUCCAUGGUUUUAUGUUGUUUAUGCUAAAUUCUGACCCUACCAUCCAAAUGCUGCAAUAGAAACUUAUCAGACCGAGCAACCUUUUUCCAAAUUUCUGUUGUCCAACUUUGGUGAGCCCUUGCAAAUUGUAGCCUCGGUUUCCUGUUCUUAACUAACAGGAGUGGCACUCAGUGUGAUCUGCUGCUGCUGUAGCCCAUCUGCUUCAUGGUUCAUCAUUUUGUGCAUUCAGAGAUGCUCUUCUGCAAGCCUCAGAUUUAACAAAUGUUUAUUUGAACUAGUCUGUCAUAUUUUCCUUAAUGAGCAGUUGAACAGCAGGUGUACCUAAUAAAGUGGCCGAUCAGUAUACAUC
Molecule: messenger RNA, 3880 nt
Organism: Monopterus albus (swamp eel)
Lineage: Eukaryota; Metazoa; Chordata; Actinopteri; Synbranchiformes; Synbranchidae
Gene: marveld2b
Product: MARVEL domain containing 2b
Exons: 7
Coding region: 109-1803 (564 amino acids)
Biological process (GO): bicellular tight junction assembly
Cellular component (GO): apical plasma membrane; cytoplasmic vesicle; bicellular tight junction
Source: RefSeq, a predicted model, not a curated record